UAAUGUUUAAGUUAAAGUCCGCCACCCCACCAUGUUUAUUUCCCCUCUAGUUCCCACCAUCUUUCCCCCAUUUUCGCUUUGAUGACUUGACUUGACUUGAAAGCUAUCAGCUCUCUGUUUACUUCUCCCCUAGCUCCCUUCAUCCUCCUCAUCGCUCCAGUCGCUGAGCCUGCCAUGUUUUCCCAAAACCAGGAUCCCGAAUUCACAUUCAAUCCCCACAGAACAAUCAUGUAUGACGUGUACAUAAGUUUCGAACCCCAUUACCCUUCCCAUCCUUUCAUUUCACUUCUCUCUGGCGCUCUCAAACGUGCUGGAGUGCAUCUUUUUCUGGACAACUACAUGAAGCCAAAAAGUAAAGACCUCAUACUAUCUAGCGUAAUCAAAGGAUCCAGAGUUUCUAUCGUAGUUUUCACUACCGAUUUUGCUUGUACAACCUGGAGUUUGAAAGAGCUUGAGAAAAUAAUGGAGUAUCGCAGCAGCAGAGGUCAGCAAGUUGUGCCUGUGUUCUAUGAGGUAGAUCCCAAGGAAGUGUUUAAUCAGAGUGGCCAUUUCGGAGAAGCUUUGUUGGCUACUCUGGCAAGAACUUCAACCAAUCAAGCCAAGGUGGUGAGUUAUAUGACCGCGCUAAAAGAAGCUGCUGCCAUUUCACCAAGGUUUCUCACCAAUUUUCGGGAUAGAAGCAAAACCAUAGAUAGUAUCGUUGGACAUGUUACCUCUUUGCUAGAUUCAACAGCCUUAUUCGUUGCAGAACAUCCAGUAGGAGUAAACUCUCACGUGCAAGAUUUGAUUCAACUGUUAGAUAAUAAGAAAUCAGAUAGUGUUUUCAUUAUGGCAAUAUGGGGUAUGGGAGGAAUUGGUAAAACAACAGUUGCCAAAGUCCUCUACAAUCAAAUUAGUCACAAUUUCGAUGUGAGGAAGUUUGUCCCAGACAUAGAUGAAAGGAUGGAGGAUUUCCCAAGAAGGUGGCCUUUGGGCAUUAUAGAAGAGGAGCUUCUUUUGUUUCUCAAAGAACAAGUUGCAACAAAAGCUUGCAAUUUCGACUCAACAAGUGUUAUAUGGUGGGAAGGAAUUCGUUGUGUAAAGGUAUUGCUUGUACUUGACAAUGUGAGAAGUGAAAAAGAGCUGGAGGUUUUGCCUGUAACUUGUGAAUGCUUUGGUCCUGGGAGUAUAAUAAUCAUCACCACAAGGACUAAACAUGAUCAGUUUAAUGAGAUUGGAAUUAAUCAUGUUUACAGACUGAAAGAAAUGGAUUACAACGAAUGUGUUGAGCUUUUUAGUCAGAGUGCUUUCAAGAAAGCAACUCCUGAAAGGAAUUAUGCUGAUCUGAUUAAUCGUGCACUUGAAUAUUCUGAUGGAUUGCCACUAGCUCUUGUGGCAGUUGGAUCUGUAUUAUUUGAAAAAGGUAGAGUAGAGUGGGAGAGUGUAUUGGAAAGGCUUAAAAGAUUUCCCCUUCAAGAUGUAUGGCAAGUUUUAAGAAAAAGCAUUGAUUCUUUGGGAUAUGACAUGAAGCAAAUGUUUCUUGUGCUAGCUUAUUUGAGUCAUUUCUUUAUUGGAAUGGACCGAAAUGAUGUAACUCAAAUAUUACAAAAAGCUGGAUGUGAUGUGGUACAAAGGCCUUAUGAUGUAUUCUUGAGCUUUCGAGGCAAAGACACUCGUUCCAAUUUCAUGUCACAUCUUCAUGCAUCUCUUGAAAAUGCUAGUAUCUAUGUUUUCAAGGAUGAUGAUGAGGAAGCAAGAGGGGAAAAUAUCUCACUUUCACUUCUAAAAGCAAUUGGAGAGUCUAGAAUUUCUAUCAUUAUUUUGUCACCAAAUUAUGCAGAUUCAAAAUGGUGCUUGCAGGAGUUGGAAGACAUAAUGAGAUGUUAUAAUAAUCAAACUCAAAAGGUGUUGCCAGUGUUCCACCAUGUUGAUCCAUCAGAAGUGCGAAAUCAAGCUGGUAGAUUUGGAGAGGCUUUUGAAGAAUUUAUAAAGAAAAACCCCCAAAAUAAAGUCAAAGAGCAGGAUUGGAGGAAAGCACUCCGUGAUGUAGGCUCCACUGCUGGAUUUGUUGUUCAAAAUUGGAGGUAA
Molecule: messenger RNA, 2067 nt
Organism: Arachis duranensis
Lineage: Eukaryota; Viridiplantae; Streptophyta; Magnoliopsida; Fabales; Fabaceae
Product: disease resistance protein RUN1-like
Exons: 3
Coding region: 175-2067 (630 amino acids)
Biological process (GO): defense response; signal transduction
Molecular function (GO): ADP binding
Source: RefSeq, a predicted model, not a curated record